This is a messenger RNA of Mauremys mutica (yellowpond turtle), 3142 nucleotides long. It is a transcript of the gene PRICKLE4, whose product is annotated as prickle planar cell polarity protein 4. The transcript is spliced from 8 exons. The record is from RefSeq and is a predicted model, not a curated record. Gene Ontology annotation, molecular function: zinc ion binding. The coding region runs from base 576 to 2381 and encodes 601 amino acids. Lineage: Eukaryota; Metazoa; Chordata; Testudines; Geoemydidae.
GGUCACGCAGCAGGUCAGUGGCAGAGCCAGGAAUAGAGUCCAGAUCGCCUCAGUCCCAGCCCAGGGAAAGGCUUCUGUCCUCUGAGGCUCAUGCACCAGAGAUGGAGCUCUGAAGUGCAAAGCUCUCCCUUGCUGGUAUUGCAACACCAGGGCCAUCCCAUAGCGACACCAGCCCAGCCGGGAGGUGCCAUUUGGUCAACAAAAUGCAGAGAUUGGUCAGGCAAGUUUGUCUCUUUCCCCCGUUUUUGUCCCAGUGGUAAGUGUGGGCUCUCUGGAGGAACCACAGAUCUCCCUUCCCUCUUCCAAGUUUGCAGUGAAUCCUAGAGCCUGCCACUUGCUGCUCCCUUCCUGGGCUGGGUGCUGGGAACAAGGCAAUCAGUCCUUUUUGUUUUUUCCUCCUGUUCAUCGGCCAAGCUGCUAAGUUAAUUAUUGACCCAGGCACCCAACAGAGAAACCUGAGCUCCCUGUGCUAAUUACCUUGGAGGAGCAGUCUCAGGCCCACAGAGGGGUGUGGAUGAGACUCAGAAAAAGAGCUAACAACUAAUUAAAACCAAGAAUUCCAAAAAGCUGCCCCGAUGGCUGGAUUUAAAAGCCCCAGUGCACCCCUUGAGAUCUCCGUACAAUGCUCGCUCUGCUCUAAAGCUGCUUUCCUGACCCUAGGCACAGACGGAGUGCUCAGAAUUCCAGGCUCUUCUGAAUGGAGUUCUUGCUUCCUGCUGAUGUCCCUGCUGAGCCCUACAUGGCCCCAGAGAGACAAAGCUCCCUGCAGUGGGACACUUGCUGGCCUCACACCCACCUCCUCUUCGGACAGUGACUCCGGCUGCGCCCUGGAAGAGUACCUGGAACCCGCAGCAGACGCUGCCCCAGCAGAGGUAUCUUUGUGCUUUGAGGCUCCCUCAGCGGACACGGUGCCUGCUGCCAUCAGGAGCCAGCUCCGCAUUAAAUCUCUCCUUCAGCAGCUGCCCCCGCAGGACUGCAAUGACAGGUACUGCCCUGGCCUUGGGGAGGAGGAGAGGAGACAACUGCAAGCGUUCAGUGCCCAUCGCAGGCAGGAGUCACUGGGGCAGGGAUUUGCAUGCCUUGUGCCCUCUGCCUGCCUUUGUGAAAAGUGCGGCAGGAGGUUGAACACAGGGGACCUGGGGGUUUUUGCAUCCAGGCUGGGGGACCGGUCCUGCUGGCAUCCCUCCUGCUUUGUCUGCCACUCCUGCCACCAGCCUCUGGUUGACCUGAUCUACUUCCACCAGGACGGGAAGAUCUACUGUGGCCGACACCACGCGGAGUUCUUCCGGCCACGCUGCGCCGCAUGCGAUCAGCUGAUCUUCACAGAUGAGUGCACGGAGGCAGAGGGCAGGCGCUGGCACACGGAGCACUUCUGCUGCCUAGAGUGCGACCUGCCUCUUGGGGGGCAGAGGUACGUCAUGAAGGGCGGCAGACCCUGCUGCUGCAGCUGCUUUGAGAGCCUCUACGCGGAGCUCUGCCAGGCCUGUGGCGAGCUCAUCGGUGUCGACAGCGAGCAGGCCACUCACCAAGGCCGGCACUGGCACGCCCGGGCCUCUUGCUUCUGCUGCAGCCUCUGCCAGAAACCGCUGCUAGGACAGCCGGUCACGUCCCAUCACAGCCUCCUCUACUGCUGCGAGGCCUGCAGCUUGGAGAAGGCGGCGGCAUCCUCCACAGCCUCGGACUCGUCCGACUCCGCCUUCGUCUCGGCUCCGUCUCCUGACUCGACGCCCAUCUCCAGGGCCAACAGUGAGGGCGGCAGGAAUGCCCCGAGGCCAGGGAGCACCCCUCCAGCUCCAACAAUGGGUGGCGAUUCUUGUCAACAGAAGGCAGAGGCGGAGGAGAUGGAGGACUCCCCUGAUCAAGCCUCCACGUGCCCCGCAUUCAGAAGCCAGGAUGGCCACGAGACAGCAUUUAAGGAGAGGAGGAAGGGAACUCCCUACCCCAGUGCACUGGCACAAGCAGCUGCCGCUCCCCCGGGGCAGGAACAAUCCUCCACCACCCUGCCCAGUGAACUGGGUUUGAAUGGACCUGGGGCCUUGGGCGACCAGCUCCCAGGGAGGCUCAGGCCUCAGCCAGGCAGUGAAGCCCCGCACUUUGGAAUCAGUUCAUCCACCGACCCCAGUAUGGCUGCACAACAAAGCCCGGUCCCAUCGCUCACGGACACCCGCCCACCGGACGUCAUGGAGGAAGAAGAUUCCUGGUGCCCGACCUGCUCUUCCUCCUCAGACUCGGAGCAAGAGGGCUUCUUCUUUGGGAAACCGAUCCCGAAGGCUGGGCCAGCCCUCCCUGGCAGGGAGCAGAGUGGCCCUGGCAGGGCGGCAGGAAGGAGCAAGCACUUGGCCAGGCUGCGAGGAAGCCACAAACACUGCAGCAUUUCCUAGCAGGGGGAAGGCUGGGCAAAGAGCAAGGGGUCCCCAGGCAGCAUGGAAAGGACAGAAAGAGGGUGGAUGGCGGGAGGAAGAACUCGUUACUUAGCCAAGUGUAUUUAACCAGAGGGUCCCCCCCAGCAGACAAGCCAGGGACGAGAAGUAGCCCCAUGAUGAAGAACAGGUACAGCAAGCGGGGAGGGGAAGGCAGACAGCCCUCGGAGGGCACAGACAUCCCCUCUCUUACCUCACAUCCAGACAUGGGGAAAGACAAACCAGCCAGCCCUGUUUGUUCUCCAGAGCCCGUUUUACUGUGAAACUCAGGGAGGGGUUGUUUACACAGCAAGGCUGCCUACAAUCCACUGCCCCAUCCUAGGUUUUUGCAAGCACUGGAGAGCUCAGAGGGGCAGGACACAGGCGGCAGAGUUUGGCUGCUCCGCCAAAGGGGAACUCUUGCUCUCAGGACCUCCCUGCUGAGAAUCCCGUUCAGACAGGGGGUGGCCUGGCCCUUUUGCCAGCCCACCGGGACCGAUCGAAGAUGGACACCGAAUCCUUCAGCUCAGGGCCGGGUGCAGCUUUCUCAUCCGCAGUGAAAGCUCUGAAGGAGGAUGACUGGACUUUGGAGAGGGAAGGAGGGUUUUGAAAUCCCAGAACCAAACUAUAAGCAGCAAAGCGCCCCCAGGCCAGAGGUGGUGGGGGGCAGACUGUGAAUGUGCCAGGGGAUUCCAGAGAUCAGUUCCUAAGCUUCACCAAUAAAGCUCAACAUGGACCUGAAA